AUGCAGCUCCCUCUUCUCACCCUCGCCGCCCUGGCGCCCCUCGUCGCCGCCCACUUCAAGCUCGACUAUCCCGAGUCCCGCGGCGUGGAUGAAGACAAAAUGACCCAAUUCCCCUGCGGCGGGCUCUCCGCCUCCUCAGACCGCACCAAGGUCGCCCUAUCCAAGGACGGUUCCGCCACCCUGCCCGUCGCUAUCACCCUGGGCCACUCGCAAACCGCCGUCGAGGUUGUCCUGGCUCUGGGCAACGACCCCGGCAAGAACUUCAACGUCACUGUGAAGCCGACUUUCCGUGUCGAGGGCCUCGGCGCGUUCUGUAUCCCGGAUAUCAAAUUCGAUCAGGACAAAUUGGGCGUUAACCUCACCGAUGGCAUGAAUGCUACCGUGCAGGUGCAGAGCAACGGUGACCCUACGGGAGGGUUGUAUGCUUGCGCCGAUAUUCAAUUCUCCUCGAGCACCAAGGACGAACAACCGUCUUCCUGCAAGAACAACACCGGUGUCUCGGCCACCCCAUUCUCUGAGGCCGCGGCGAAGCGCAAUGCCAACGAGUCGACUGCUGAAGGCGAAGCUCAGAGCGGCGGCUCCUCGGCGUCUGGUUCCUCGACUGGCAGCUCGCCUUCUUCGACUGGUGCUGCCGUUGCGCUGGAGACGGCUGCUUGGGGAAUUAUCGGAGCUGCUGUUGUUGGAGGCGGAUUGGAGCAAUACGCCACCGCCAGGCACCAUCUGGGCUUCUUCUACAAUGCCGGUGUCACCGCCGAUUACACUUUGCCAAGCACCUACGCCCUCCCCGCAAAGGAGUAUAUCUACAAGGCCUGCGAGACGCUAAUAGCCCAGCACCCGAUCCUCUCCGCCAUCCCAGUGGGCGAGGAAACGAAAGAGCCCUAUUUUGUGCGUCUGCCGCAGAUCGAUCUGAACGGUCCGGUUUCGUUCCAUGAGCGUGCUGUCGGGUUCCCGGACGCCGAAGACGCCCAAGAUGAGGAUCUAGAAGCCCUGGUGAAAGUUCAGCACAAUACGGCGUUUGAGCCGCCGUUGCCCUAUUGGCGGCUGUGCGUUCUGACACACGAGAAAGAUGAACGGCGGUUUACAGCGGCGUUUAUCUUCCAUCAUGCGCUUAGUGACGGGGAGUCUGGGAAGGCGUUCCAUCGGACGUUUUUGCGCGCGUUGCAGGGUCUGGAGACGCUAGGGGUCGGAGACGCGACGACGGGGAUUGUGAAGACACCGGAGAUGCCACUCUUGCCGACGCUGGAACAGGCGCAUCCGCUGCCUCUGUCGUGGUGGUUUAUUGCGACGACGCUGUUCAAGGCCAAGGUUUGGUCCCCGCCGCGGAAUCCCGGGCUUUGGACGGGCAGGAGGAUCGCCUCAUCCUUGGACACCGAUGUGCGGCAUUUUGCGCUCUCAAGGGCCUCGAGCUCGGCGUUUCGAGAUGCCUGUCGUCAGAAUGGAACUACUGUGACUGGGGCGUUGCAGGUUAUUGUCGCUCGCUCGCUGUUCAAGCAUUUGCCGGAUGGUUGUACGCAGCUGGAAUGCUCCUGCAAUGUUUCGACUCGGAGAUGGCACCUGGGUGUCAUUACCCCCGACUCUAUCGGGGACUGGGUGAAUGGCUUUAAGGAAACGCACGACCGUGCGAACUUGACUCUUCCGUCUUUUCCAUGGGAGGAGGCUCGACGGGCUCGCGAGACAAUCGAGGGCGUGCUGAGAUUGCAGGGCAAGGAUAUGGCCCCGGCACUUUUGAAAUACGUUGACGAUAUCCAUGAAGAGCUUUUUCUCUCGAAAGUAGGGAGGGAACGCGAUUCGAGUUUUGAGAUCUCGAAUAUCGGCGCGGUCGGGUUGAAGGAGGCCCAGGAUCCUUCGAUGCCGCGGAUGGGCCGGAUGAUGUUUUCUCAGAGCGCCAGCGUUACGGGUUGCGCUGUCGUAGUGUCCUCUGUCACCGGUCCGGAUGGGUGUCUGGUCCUCACAUUUGUGUGGCAGAAGGGAAUCGUGGAUGAGGAUCUGAUGUCAUCUUUGAUUCCGACCGUGAAGGCGGAAUUGCUCGGUCUGUGUGUUGAGCAUUGA
Molecule: messenger RNA, 2049 nt
Organism: Aspergillus affinis
Lineage: Eukaryota; Fungi; Ascomycota; Eurotiomycetes; Eurotiales; Aspergillaceae
Exons: 3
Coding region: 1-2049 (682 amino acids)
Molecular function (GO): N-acetyltransferase activity
Source: RefSeq, a predicted model, not a curated record